Messenger RNA from Carassius gibelio (silver crucian carp), 1937 nucleotides. Its product is annotated as NXPE family member 3-like. The transcript has 9 exons. The record is from RefSeq and is a predicted model, not a curated record. Bases 214 to 1752 code for a protein of 512 amino acids. NCBI's taxonomy places the organism in Eukaryota, Metazoa, Chordata, Actinopteri, Cypriniformes, Cyprinidae.
CAUAAAACAAAAGAUAAGAAUGGUUUAAACCAAUGAGCAUCAAGGUGCCAGGCAUGAUCAUACUUUAUGUGACUGACAAAACAACCAGUUUAACAGGUUUUUAUAAGAAAUUAUUCCAUUGCAUAUUAAUCAUUUACAAACUGAUGACAGACUUAGCCGUGGUCAUACCAUCCACGAUGGGUUCAAAUACACAAGUUUACGGGUUAAGAAAAUAUGUAUUUUUUACAUGUUCGAUUUGGAUUACAUUCUGCCUGUUCAUUAACAAUAUCAGCGUCUGAGAUGGGAAUCAGUGAUGAGGAGUGGGAAAGUCUACAGAAGGCUCUCGACUGGCCUGGUCCAGAUCUUCAAAUCACACUGGAUCUGAGCACAAGUCCAGUCCACUCAACAUUCUCCACAGUGGAACCGAAAAAGAGUUACAAAGUGGGAGAUAACAUCUCCGUUAUUAUCACAGCCAGAGACCACAACAAGAACCUGAAAAGAUAUGGAGGAGAUUUUUUCAAAGCAAAGCUUUUCAAUUCACAACUAAAGGCGAGUGUGUAUGGGGAGGUUGUGGAUCAUCGUAAUGGGACUUACUCAGCCGUUCUUCUCCUUCCCUGGGAAGGUCAGGCACAAGUCUUUGUACGCCUUGAGCACUCCAGUGAGGUUGUGCAGAUUCUUAAAAAAUACAGGGAGUCUUCAUUCCCACGCAGCCACUAUAAAGGCUACUUUGGAGGAGCAGGACCCAAUAAAACCAGGAUCAGUGAAGUAGUAGAGUGUAAUAUUAAAUGGGGUGAAGGAAGUUGGAGUAAAAGCAACUGCUGCUGCGAGUAUAAGGAUAUAAAAACUGGAACGGUGUGGCAGUGUGAGAGACCAAAGAAACUGCCAUGUGACAAACUGGUUUAUCACUCAAAAGGAGGUUUGGAAAAUCCAUUAAAUACCUUUGAGAAGCAGUUUUUUGCGAAGACUUUAACAAAUGUUCGUAUUACUGGAGACACACAAAUCAUCAAUAUCCUUCCCAACACGGCAGGCAAUGGCACAAGAGAGAGAUGCAGAUCAGGAUUGAAGACACCAGUUCCUGCAGGGUUCUAUUUGAAAGAUGUCUGGAAGUCUUUCGUAUGCAACACUCAACAGUUUGAUUCUGCCCAAAUGUUGAAAUGUCUCCAAAAUAAGAUUGUCUACAUGAUAGGAGACUCCACCACACGGCAGUGGUUUGAGUUUUUUGAAAGCAAAGUGCCAGGCUUAAAAAGAAUGAACCUCCAGACUCGUUCGUAUGGACCCCUAAUGGCUGUGGAGUUGAAAAAUAAUGUCAUUAUUCACUGGAGGCCUCAUGGUGUUCCUUUGCGAUUUUCUGUAAUGCCUAUUACCAACCUGCAUUAUAUCUCCAAUGUUAUUGAUAAUAUAGCCGGUGGUCCUCAUGUAGUCGUUGUCUUUACAAUCUUUGCCCACCUGGUGUUUCACCCGUUAACAUUUUAUGUUCACGAAGUGGCCAAAAUCCGUCAGUCUGUUGUUGCCCUGCUGAGUCGUGCACCACAGACCACCAUCGUCAUCAAGUCUGGAAACACUGCAGGAUAUAAGGAUAUUUUUCAAAGUGACUGGUAUACACUGCAAGAGAACAUAGUGAUGAAAGAGAUGUUCAGAGAUAUUGAUGGAGUAAUCUACUUCGAUAUCUGGCAGAUGACUUCCUGUCACUAUCUCACUGAAAAUAUUCACCCAGGACCUGUUGUCAUUGCUAAUGCAAUCAGUGUGUUUCUCUCAUAUGUCUGUCCUGUCUAAUAUAUUAAAACAAUAUUUGCUUUUUCAUCUACAAGAUGCUUAUAUAACUGCUUAUAUAAAUAACUGCUGCCCAGAACAUUUUCUUUCUUUCUUUUUUUUUUAACUGCAUUAUAAAUGUAAUAACACUAAUUGUUGUGUGAAUAUAUUAUUUUGUAAAUAAAGUGUUUUGUAUGUUGCAAUAAUCU